Messenger RNA from Pararge aegeria (speckled wood butterfly), 1350 nucleotides. RefSeq lists its product as uncharacterized. The transcript has 10 exons. The coding region runs from base 52 to 1098 and encodes 348 amino acids. The record is from RefSeq and is a predicted model, not a curated record. NCBI's taxonomy places the organism in Eukaryota, Metazoa, Arthropoda, Insecta, Lepidoptera, Nymphalidae. Gene Ontology annotation, cellular component: membrane.
CCGGGUAGCUGUGGAAAAAAAUACUUUUUGUGCGUUCAUAUUGACUUAAAAAUGUUUGCUUCGCGUUUGUUACUGCUAUUAUUUUGCGGUUAUAUCAAUGCCGAUCGAUCUUUACACUGUGAUUUCGACAAACUAUCCUUAUGCGAUUGGCGAAAUGACCCACAAGCAAACAACGUUUGGCUUGAGGGUAUUGGAGACAUAAGAGCCUACAUGGAUAAUAUAAACAACACAGUCAGACUUUUGUCUCGAACCUACGAUCGUGAUAUAGAGGAAACUGGCUGUUUCUCUUUGACAUAUACGAUGUAUUCAAACGACAACAACGCUCCUAUACUACGAAUAUAUCAAAAGCCGGAAUAUGUAUCACUUGAAAAUCUCGUUCAGUUAAGCGAAGAAGCGAAGAAGACUUAUUUAAUAUUCGAGGACUCGAAAAACCUACGCGAAGUUUCGUUCAACUCUGUGGCAAAUCUUAAGAAGUUUAAGGAUAACUUUCAGAUCAUCAUAGAAGCAAUGGCAACGAGUUAUUUUGGGUUUGCGAAUAUAGAUAAGGUUGCAAUACUUCAGAGGAGCGAGUGUGACGCAGCGAUAUCCGCCGCCACGAACCCAGAUCCCUUACGUUGCGGUUUCAGCAACAACUUUUUGUGCGGUUGGAGCAACGACCCACAGGCGUCGCAGAAUUGGAACGCGGGAUCGGAGAAGAUAUAUGCUUUCCUCAAUAAAAUAAAUGACACAGUUCGUUUGCUAUCACCGACUUUCGAUCGUGGUUUACAGGAAACCGGCUGUUUUUCCCUGACAUACAACAUAAGGGUUGACUAUCAAGAAGUGCUCUAUCCUACACUCCGAGUUUAUCAAAAGCCGGAAUAUCUACCACUAGACAGUUUCCUUGAAUUGAGCGAAGAAGCGAAGAAGAAUUAUAUAAUUUUAGAGCCCAAAACGUACACACGUGAAGUUUAUAAACAGUGGUUAAACUCUGUGGCAGUUCUGAAGAAAUAUGAGAGUGACUUCCAGAUCAUCAUAGAAGCAAUCUCCACUACCGAUUUCGCGGCUCUGAAUAUAAAAAGCGUCGCCAUACUUCAGGGUAGCGAGUGCACUGUGGCGUAGUCCGCCGCCAGAAGCCUACCCCCUACAGAUAAAGUUUAGAAGCAUUAUAUACACACUACUACUGCAGUUUCGACAUCUUAAAGAACAAAUUAAACAAAAACUGAUCCGCCACCAACAACAAUAGUUUCAUCGCCAACAACAACAGUCCUAACGCCGACAACAACAGCCCCACUGGCAAUAUCAACGUGGCGGUCCCGAGGAAUAAACAAUUAUUAACGAUAUGAUAUAUUUGUAAAUGUACGUGAAGAUGAA